Molecule: messenger RNA, 1068 nt
Organism: Penicillium manginii
Lineage: Eukaryota; Fungi; Ascomycota; Eurotiomycetes; Eurotiales; Aspergillaceae
Product: DUF3425 domain-containing protein
Exons: 1
Coding region: 1-1068 (355 amino acids)
Source: RefSeq, a predicted model, not a curated record
AUGUACGAGCUCAGAAAAACUACAGUAUGUGAUCCGCACUCUAACCGAAACGCCAGCUCUCAUUCAAGACUAGGAGAAAGACAAAAGCAACAUAUGCAAGCUCUUGAGACGCUCUUGACUGCUCAAAACCACUUGACUCACGAUGAAUCAACACUGAUAAAAAGUGGAUGCUCACCAUCAAAUCCUGGCGCUAUGACCGCAAUCAGCCCUUCCCAGGACACUAGAGGCUCUCUCUCAAGACACGACCCAUCAAGCCAAUCGGAAGCUUUGGCAUUAAUCGCAAGAUAUGCCGCUCGUACCAAUGAGUCUAUCCGAGCAAGAGUGGAAUCCGGAGAAAUCACGAUCGGGGAUAUCCUACAGGCUGGGCUGAAUGAAUUAGACCGGCAAUCAACACCAACCUCAUUAGCUCAUGCCGAAAUUCCUUCAAAUCUAUCAUGGGUCCCUGGCCCACGGACGGACAAAAUUUUGGUUCCAAGCAACCGCAUGCAGGUGCAUCAUCAUUCACUGCCAGAUAUUUACGCCAAUAAUUUCCGCUGGAAGCAAUUCUCUACCGUCGCUGCAAUUCGAGCAAAUGCAGAAUCUAUUGGAUUAACUUUCGAAGAGAUCACACAUCCUAAGUCGAUAUCACCAUUCUACUCUAGCACUCUUGCCAAAGACCAAAGCCAGGUUAUUUCAAUUCGCUCAACCGGGUUUCAGGGCAUAAAGCCACAUUUACGACCAACCGAGACACAGUUGAACUGUUUUCACCACCCUUGGCUCGAUAUUUUCCCGUGUCCCAUUUUCCGUGACAGAUAUAUUCACCUCGUAACUAUGGGCCCCUCGGUAUUCAACGCUGAUGAGUUUUGCAUGGACCUCCAAAACGGUGGCCUCAUUUGCUGGGGCUCACAAUCGGGUGAGAAGCACGAUGCAAGUGGAUCAGGGGCACCCUGGGAUAUGCGAAGCUGGGAAGCUCAACCUUGGUUUCUUAAGAAAUGGUGGUUCGUUCUUGGUGGAGAGGAGGGCGGCUUUUUCCAGCAAAGUCGAUGGUGGCAUGAAAGCAGAGGCGAUCAGCUGCCCUAUUUUUGGUGA